Molecule: messenger RNA, 2524 nt
Organism: Lottia gigantea (owl limpet)
Lineage: Eukaryota; Metazoa; Mollusca; Gastropoda; Lottiidae
Exons: 20
Coding region: 116-2524 (802 amino acids)
Molecular function (GO): protein binding
Source: RefSeq, a predicted model, not a curated record
CGCUCCCAUGGAAUAAUAACAUAAUUUGCAUAAAAACUGAAUGAAAAUGGCAUUUUAUCGUUUUAAUAUUUUGUAAUAUUUAGAAAAACAUGAAAUAACAGAAGAAAAAUCGAAAAUGGAAAUAGCACGUGCCGUAUUUGGCACGAGAGACACAGAGGGAUACAGUAGUAAAGCCACAGCUGCUGAAACUCUAUCAGAAGAUGAAGAUGAUGAGAUUAAGACAUGUACGGGGGACGGCAUCAGUAUAUCAGCUACACCAGCAGUUACCAAUGAGUCUGGCUUUACUCCUACCCCUGGGGGCCCUUUCUCAGCCCUCACACCCUCUAUGUGGCCCCAGGAUAUCAUGUCAAAACUUGGAAACACGCCUGAAGAUAGCCAUGGCCAGUUAGAUUAUAGAUAUGAUGAAUUUGGUUUUAAAGUAGAAGAAGAAGAUGGCCCUGAAGAAAAUUCCAGUAUUUUAUUAAGUACUCCGUUUGUUGAAGAUCCGCAAUAUCGUUUGAAAUGGACGGCAUAUUUAGAAUUUACACAUAAUAAUGAAGUGGGUGAUCUGACCUGGGAUAAGGUUGAAGCUCAUCUACCAAGAUCUGAGAAGUUACGUGGAAUGGUGAAAAAUGGAAUUCCUCAUUCGUUACGAAGUCAAAUGUGGAUGAGAUUAUCUGGGGCGUUACACAAGAAAUUAAAUUCUGAGUUAUCUUAUAAAGAUGUUGUUAAAGCUAGUGCCAAUGAUCAUCUUAUGACUUCUAAACAAAUUGAAAAGGAUCUGUUACGUACAAUGCCGAGUAAUGCCUGUUUCUGUAAUAUUAACAGUACAGGGAUACCACGGUUACGGAGGAUAUUACGAGGAUUAGCAUGGUUGUAUCCUGAUAUAGGAUAUUGUCAAGGCACUGGUGUGAUAGCAGCUUCAUUGUUACUGUUUAAUGAAGAAGAGGAUGCGUACUGGAUAAUGUGUGCUAUUAUAGAAGAUUUAUUACCAGCCUCUUAUUAUUCCAAUACUCUUAUUGGUAUUCAGGCUGAUCAGAGAGUUUUACGUCAAUUGUUAAUUAGUUUUCUACCGAAUGUUGAUCUUGUAUUGAAGGAACAUGAUAUAGAGCUUUCACUAAUAAGUUUACACUGGUUUUUAACGCUGUUUGCCAGUGUGGUUCAUAUGAGAGUGUUAUUACGUUUGUGGGAUUUGUUUUUCUAUGAAGGAUCGGUUGUGAUAUUUCAAAUAACGAUGGGCAUGUUAAAACUCAAGGAAGAGGAGUUAGAAAGUUUAGAUAACUCGGCUCAGAUAUUUAACGCUCUGUCUGAUGUACCUGGUGAUGUUGAAGAUGUAGAGGCUUUGAUAGAGGUUGCUUUCCGAGUGGCUGGUUCUCUAUCAGAUGUUGUAGUCGAUACUCAUCGUAGAAAGCAUCUAGCCUAUCUAAUGGCUGAUCAAGGUGCAUUGGUUAACCCUGAAUCUUCUCGUAAUCUUCCAAAACAACAACUAAACAAACGACAUUUAAAAAGAGCACGGUCCUCAUUAUCUAUAUUACUAUGGGGUAGCGAGGAUGAUGAUUUUGGGAAAGCAAAGAAUAUUCAUCAGACUGAAUUAUUGGUAGAUUUACGUGAAGCGAUAUUACAAGUCGCUAGACAUUUCCAGUCUCUAGAUCCUAAAAACAAUAAAGUUAUUUUAACAGCAGACUAUACUAUGGAUAGUCAUGUAAAAGAUCUAGAGAACUACGUAAAUGUGGCUCGAACCAGGCGUAGAAGGGCCAAGGCAUUAUUAGAUUUUGAGAGAAAUGACGAUGAUGAAUUAGGAUUCAGAAAAAAUGAUAUAAUUACUAUAAUCUCUCAGAAAGAUGAACAUUGUUGGAUCGGGGAGUUAAACGGGUUACGAGGCUGGUUUCCAGCAAAGUUCGUCGAGCUACUGGAUGAAAGAAGUAAGAAUUAUUCUCAAGCUGGUGAUGACACGAUAACCGAGGCUAUCACAGAUAUCGUCAGGGGAACACUAUGUCCAGCUAUUAAAGCAGUAUUUGAACAUGGAUUAAAGAGAUCCAAUCUACUAGGUAGUAACUGUCAUCCUUGGCUUUUUAUUGAAGAGGCAGCCACAAGAGAAGUUGAGAAAGAUUUUCAGAGUGUAUAUUCUAGAUUAGUUCUAUGUAAAACUUACAGAUUAGAUGAAGAUGGCAAGGUUUUAACACCAGAAGAAGUCAUGUAUAGGGCAGUACAAGCAGUCAAUAUAUCCCAUGAUGCAGUUCAUGCACAAAUGGACGUCAAAUUCCGGUCACUCAUUUGUUGUGGCCUCAAUGAACAAGUAUUACAUUUAUGGUUAGAAACAUUAUGUUCAUGUGUAGAAAUCGUGGAGAAAUGGUACCAUCCUUGGUCGUUUAUUAGAAGUCCUGGUUGGGUGCAAAUCAAAUGUGAACUCAGAAUUCUCGCUCAAUUCUCUUUCACCCUGUCUACGAACUGGGAGUUACCAAGGAAACGUGGACCACCUGACAGUCUCCGUGAAGGAGUACGCGACAUGCUCAUAAAACAUCAUUUGUUUAGUUGGGAUUUAUAA